GCAACCAGUGAGAUGAACACUGCAGAGGACUGGGGCCUCAUCUUAGACAUCUGUGAUAAAGUUGGACAGUCACGCACAGGGCCUAAGGACUGUCUCCGUUCUAUUAUGAAGAGGGUGAACCACAAAGAUCCCCACGUUGCUAUGCAAGCAUUAACACUUCUAGGAGCAUGCGUAUCAAACUGUGGUAAAAUCUUUCAUUUAGAAGUCUGUUCAAGAGAUUUUGCCAGCGAAGUAAGCAAUGUGUUGAAUAAGGGUCAUCCAAAAGUUUGUGAAAAGCUGAAAGCCCUUAUGGUGGAAUGGACUGAUGAAUUCAAGAAUGACCCACAGCUUAGUUUGAUAUCUGCUAUGAUAAAAAAUCUUAAGGAGCAAGGAGUUACUUUCCCAGCUAUUGGUUCACAGGCUGCUGAACAGGCAAAAGCAAGUCCAGCUCUAGUUGCCAAGGAUCCUGGUACAGUAGCCAACAAAAAGGAAGAGGAGGAUUUAGCUAAAGCUAUUGAACUGUCGCUAAAAGAACAAAGGCAACAGCAAACCACGCUUUCCAGUUUGUAUCCAAGCACCUCAAGCCUUUUAACAAAUCACAAACAUGAGGGCCGAAAGGUUCGUGCAAUCUAUGAUUUUGAGGCUGCUGAAGACAACGAAUUAACUUUUAAAGCUGGAGAACUUAUAACUAUCCUUGAUGACAGUGAUCCAAAUUGGUGGAAAGGUGAAACUCAUCAGGGUAUAGGAUUAUUUCCAUCUAAUUUUGUAACAGCUGAUCUUUCCGCUGAGCCAGAAAUGAUGAAAGCAGAGAAGAAAACAGUGCAGUUCAGUGAUGAAGUUCAAGUAGAGACAAUAGAACCUGAGCCUGAACCAGUUUAUAUUGAUGAAGAUAAAAUGGAUCAACUCUUGCAGAUGUUACAAAGUGCGGAUCCAUCUGAUGACCAGCCAGACCUCCCAGAAUUGCUUCAUCUUGAGGCAAUGUGCCACCAGAUGGGACCUCUGAUAGAUGAAAAGUUGGAAGAUAUAGACAGGAAACAUUCAGAACUUUCAGAGCUCAAUGUUAAAGCAAUGGAGGCUCUUUCUUUGUAUAACAAACUGAUGAAUGAAGACCCAAUGUAUUCCAUGUAUGCAAAACUACAAAACCAACAGUAUUAUAUGCAGUCGUCUGGUGUUUCUGGCUCUCAGGUUUAUCCGGGGCAACCUCAAAGUAAUGCAUAUUUGGUGGCAGGGAGUGCACAGAUGGGCCAUAUUCAAGGCUAUAAUCUUCCUCCUGAACAACUCUCUUCUCUCAGCCAAGGCACAGUUACUCCAUCUGCCAGCUCAGUACUGCCUGGUCAGCCUGCACAGACGUCUUACACAAAUGCAAUGGUUGGCUCUGUUGCUGGAAAUACUUACUCUAACCAGGCUUCAGUGUAUAGUCCACCACCUGCUACUGUCGAUGUUGCUGCUUAUCAGAAUGCUGGAACUAAUAUGUCCCAGGUGCCAAACUAUAACUUAGCAUCUACACCUCUGCCACAGACAGCAGGCAGUCAACAAGCACCUCCACAACAACCGCAGCCCCCGCCACCUCAACAACCACAGCAUAGUUACUCACAGAAGGCUCUGCUAUAGGAUCCAGGACUUCUGAUUCCUAAUCUUCUUUAACUUCUGCUACAGGCAGUUGGCAAUUCUAUGAGUUUCUUCCUUUAAUCUCUUAAACUUUGUUUAUCCUCAGCUUAAUAAGAAUCUAUCUUGGUGAACAAGUUCAAUUUGCACUGACUUUUUAGGAUUUUUUUUUUUUAAUUUUGCAGAGGAACGGAUAUAUUUAGGACAUUUAAUUCCUUCUAAAAUGCCUAAAAAUUGGUACAAGAUUAUUUAUGUCUGGUAAAAUUGGCUAGUCUGUGAAA
Molecule: messenger RNA, 1865 nt
Organism: Nipponia nippon (crested ibis)
Lineage: Eukaryota; Metazoa; Chordata; Aves; Pelecaniformes; Threskiornithidae
Source: RefSeq, a predicted model, not a curated record